Oncorhynchus nerka (sockeye salmon) is the source of this 2357-nucleotide messenger RNA. Its product is annotated as zinc finger protein 180-like. The record is from RefSeq and is a predicted model, not a curated record. Gene Ontology annotation, cellular component: nucleus. The transcript is spliced from 2 exons. Bases 140 to 1159 code for a protein of 339 amino acids. NCBI's taxonomy places the organism in Eukaryota, Metazoa, Chordata, Actinopteri, Salmoniformes, Salmonidae. Gene Ontology annotation, biological process: regulation of gene expression.
GAAGUCUUUUUUUCACCGACCAAGUUUAGUGAAACGACAACAAGGUCGCUAUCAGCCGGUACGCAGAAUCAGAGAGAGAGGUUUCAAACAACAUUUCUUUGAUAAAACGAACAGCUAGACUUUCAUAACCAUUGCCAAUAUGUCCAAACUACAGUUGUUGAAUGUAUUCGUCACCGAGCGUUUAUCAGCAGCUGCUGUGGAGAUAUUCGUGGUCGUGGAGAAGAUUAUAGCGGAGUAUCAGGAAGAAAUCUGCCGUUCAGCAGAGGCAAAUGAGCGUCUACGGAGGCUGUUGGACAUGGUUAGCAAACCAGAAAUAACGUUACACAGAGACUUCCAGCUACUGUCUCCUGCCGUUCCCCCUGAGCAGCAGAACUGUGAGCAGGAGUGGAGCCCCAGUCUAGAGCAGGAGGACCCAGAACCCACACAGAUUAAAGAACAACAGGAACUCAGACUCAGUCAGGAGGACUCACCUCAGCCCUCACAUCUUUACCAAAACCAAACUGUGGAUGAUGGAGAGAGGAGAGCUCCACCUAUCAUCAUAACUGAAGAGAUCAAAACAGAACCUGAUGGAGAGGACUACAGAGUAGCAGAACCAACCAGUGAUCUGCCCCUUUCAGUUCAUCCAGACUACUCUGCUGCAGUGGAGAAACUAUAUCAGUGUAAACAAUGUGGCAACAGCUUCACACGUAAGGGACACUUGACCAUCCAUUCAAGAACACACAUAGGAGUGAAAUCUUAUCUGUGCAAACAAUGUGGCAAAAGCUUCAUCCAGAAAGGCGACUUGGACAGACAUACAAGGACACACACAGGAGAUAAUCCAUACCAGUGCAAACAAUGUGGCAAAAGGUUUAGCCAGAAGGGAAGCUUGACAGUCCAUUCAAGGAUACAUACAGGGGAGAAACCAUAUCAGUGCAAAGACUGUGGCAAAGCCUUCAACCAGAAGAUAGAAUUGACAUUGCAUAUGAGAGCUCAUACAGGAGAGAGACCAUAUAUCUGUCCUGUAUGCAGGAAAGGUUACAUCGCAUUAAGCUAUUUAAGACGUCAUCAGCGUGUUCACACAGGGGAGAAACCUUACCAGUGCAAAGAAUGUUACAAAUGCUUUGGUUAUAAACAUCGCCUAACAUCACAUAUGAGCACUCAUACUAAAGGGCAUAAAUGAUAUUACUACACUGAGUGCAAUAAUAGCCUGAAAUUAAUCUGAAAUUAAAACAACAAAUGAAUACAUUGUCAUUGUGAAUUUCUUAAUACUUCCAACUUCUGAAUAAUUAUGUUCUGUUUUCUGGCAAUUGACAACAUAACAAAUUUAAUAAUGUGUGUUGAGGGGAAAUCACCAGUCAGCAUCAGAUUGGUAAACUGAAUCUAGCGCUCAGUAUCAGGGACGUACCCUCCAGGACACUGCUGGCUUCAGGAAGUCCUCACAGCUGUAUCUAGCAGAGAACACACUCCUGUUCUCCGUAUACACAAAUAACAACUGUAUGCAAAAACAGUGACCUCACAUUCAAAUACUUGUAUGCGGAUGACAUGGCUCUGGUUGCUUGCCUGGAUGGCAAAUCCAGCUCAGGUUUCUCCCAGUUAAUUGAUGACCUCGUGACAUGUUCUGACAAUAUCUUCAAUGACGUCCAUUUCACCAAGACUAAAGAACAAUGCCUUGGUGGUAAGAUGCGGAAUAAUGCAAGCGAACACACACUGACCAUGGUGUAAAGAUCCCUGAUCGAGAGUGUUCUCACCUCCACCUGGUUUGGGAAUUGGGACCCUCUCGUUCAGGGAUAGGAGUAAACUGGCAAAAGUUGUCAGUCAGGUCAGCAAAAUAGUCAGCAGCAAAACAGACCACAACUGCAAGAACUGUACACACAGAACAUUACAAGGAAAGCACUCCAGGUCUUCAACGACCACACCCGCCCACUGCAUUAUCCUUCCAAAUGCUGCCGUCUGGUUGGAGAUGAAAGGUGCCACUCGCACGGAAGAAUGGCUGGAGAAAUGCCCUCCUCAGUGACAAUUCUAAAUAAGAUGAACUGACAUGUAAAUGCUUCAUGUAAUGUGUAUGUUUUCAUCCAUUUAAUGUAAGCCAGAGCGCCAAAGACACUUUCCCAUUCUGUGCAAACUUAAUGGACCAAAACGUUUUCUAAUCUCAUCUUUCUAAACAGGAGUUCUUGUUCAAUUGUUUAACAAUGACAUACGGGACGUUUGGCCCACUAUCACAUCUGUACUGACAGGCUACAUCAAUAUUCUAACAUGCAGCUAUCACAUCUGUUUUGACGUAAUCCAGGAAACAAACUAGUUCCAGUGUAACCCCCUAGAGUCCAUUGACACAUCGGUGUGUCAAUCUAAGUAACAUAAUAAAAAAUCUGUCAGUUUAA